This is a messenger RNA of Octopus bimaculoides (California two-spot octopus), 3191 nucleotides long. Its product is annotated as disks large homolog 1. Gene Ontology annotation, molecular function: protein kinase binding. Lineage: Eukaryota; Metazoa; Mollusca; Cephalopoda; Octopoda; Octopodidae. Gene Ontology annotation, cellular component: postsynaptic density membrane; basolateral plasma membrane; neuron projection. The record is from RefSeq and is a predicted model, not a curated record. Gene Ontology annotation, biological process: receptor clustering; regulation of postsynaptic membrane neurotransmitter receptor levels; cell-cell adhesion.
UCUCUUCCUCUGCCUGUUCCCUCUCUUUCCUGCUACUCCGUUGUCUUGGUGUCACCAAACCUACCUUCGACCCGCUUCAACGAGACUGCGACUAUUACUACCACCACCGUCACCACUACAAGGAUUACAAACCUCAAACCGGAGCUUCUGUACAUAUCACACACCACUCUCACAUACAUAUAUAUAUCAAUCUAUAUAUAUAUAUACAUCUAUCUAUAUGUAUAUACUCACCCCUUAACAUAUAGAUAUUUCGCUGAUCGUUGGCAAAAAUAUAAAAAGAAGGAAAGAAAAAAAAAACCUUUGAACGCCACCGCCGCCACCACCUCUGCUAGUAUUACUAAUUAAGGGAAGCAGUUAGUGUGGACGGAUCUAACUAUAAUUGAGGAACAACAUGCCCGUACGCAAGCAAGAUGCCCACCGGGCAUUAGAAUUACUUGAGGAUUACCACAGUCGCUUGACCAAGCCACAAGACAAAGCUCUAAAAAAUGCUAUAGAGAGGGUCAUCAGGAUUUUUAAAAGCCGUUUGUUUCAAGCCCUAUUAGAUAUCCAGGAAUUUUACGAAGUAACACUUUUAGAUGAUUCCAAGUCAACACAACAGAAGACUUUGGAAACUUUACAGAUUGCCAGUAAAUGGGAAAAGGAGCCACCAAUCACAAAUAGCCAACCCAAGUUCGACAAAACUCUAUCCCCAACUGAAGAGGAACUUCCACCUCCCCCACCGGAGUUGGCUGAAAAUAACCAAAGUGGCAACCAUCGCACAGCUACGCCACCAGUCAACAAUGCCGACCAGUCUGUUGCAGUUCCUGCAAGUAGUCAUAAUAAUGCCAUAACAGUUGCCACGGCAUCUAUCAACAAAUCUCUUGAUAUUGACGAUGUCGAUGCCAAAGAGCAUGUUGAUUUUGAACAAGAUUGGGAAUAUGAAGAAAUUGCUUUGGAGAGGGGCAAUACAGGAUUGGGGUUCAGCAUUGCUGGAGGUAGCGACAACCCCCACAUUGGAGAAGACCCAAGUAUCUACAUCACCAAAAUUAUACCUGGUGGAGCAGCUGCUGCUGAUGGCCGGCUAAGGGUUAAUGAUAUCAUUGUGAAGGUUAACGAUGCCAACGUUGUGAACGUCUCUCAUCAAACUGCUGUUGAAGCACUGAAGAAGGCUGGUACCAGAGUUGUCUUGUUUGUAAAGAGACCCAAUUCACUGGAAAACAAUCUGAUACAUAUAAAACUUGUAAAAGGGAACAAAGGUUUGGGCUUUAGCAUUGCUGGAGGUGUGGGCAAUGAACACAUUCCAAAUGACCACGGUAUAUUUGUAACCAAAAUCAUAGAUGGUGGGGCUGCUGAACAAGAUGGCCGUCUGCAAGUUGGUGACCGUUUGCUGUCGGUGAACUAUGAGGAUUUGGAUAAUGUGACACAUGAAGAAGCAGUUGCAGCUCUCAAGGCGACAUCAGAUGUAGUGAAGUUAGUUGUGGCCAAAUCCUCUUACAUACACGAUUCUGUACCUCUUGAUGCUCCUUCGCCAAGCCAAAUGAGAUCAGAAGAUGUACAAGACACCUCAAUUACUGCAGCAACCACCACCACCACGACCCUUCCCCACAAUACCUCGACAUUCCAACGACCAACUACUCCACGUCCACUGACAGAUCCUGAUUCUCCAGAACCAAGAAGAAUAGUUCUAAACAAAGGCUCGACUGGUCUAGGAUUUAAUAUUGUUGGUGGUGAAGAUGGAGAAGGGAUUUUUGUUUCAUUCAUUUUGGCAGGGGGACCUGCCGAUCUCAGUGGAGAGCUUCGACGAGGUGACCAAAUACAUUCGGUGAAUGGCAUUGAUCUACGAUGGGCUACCCAUGAAGAGGCUGCAGCAGCCCUCAAGGGUGCAGGUGACACUGUAGAAAUUGUAGCUCAAUACAAACCUGAUGAAUACAAUCGGUUUGAAACAAAAAUUCAAGAUUUACGGGAACAAAUCAUGAACACAAGUACUGGCAGUUUACGAACAACACAGAAACGAACUCUUUAUGUCAGGGCCUUGUUUGAUUAUGAUCCCACAAAGGACAGCGGAUUGCCAAGUAAAGGCUUAGCAUUUAAAUAUGGUGACAUCUUACAUGUAACCAAUGCCAGUGAUGAUGAGUGGUGGCAAGCCAAACGUAUCACCCCAGAAGGGGAAGAAGAAGGAAUGGGUAUAAUCCCAAGUAAAAGACGAGUCGAACGUAAAGAACGGGCACGGUUGAAGAUUGUCAAGUUUACUGGCAAAGGGAAUGAUAAGGUGGCAGCAGCAAAUGAAAAAAGGAAAAGCAAUUUCUCCUUCUCUCGAAAGUUUCCGUUUAUGAAGAGUAAGGACCACAGCGGUAGUGAAGAUGUAAGCGCUGAUGAACGUGGAUUAGCCAGUGAUAGUAGGGAAGGUAGUCUUCGUGGUGAUGAACCUAUCUUAUCAUAUGAAGCAGUCAUACAGCAGGAGUUGAAGUACACACGGCCUGUCAUUAUCUUGGGGCCCUUGAAGGAUAGGAUAAACGAUGAUUUGAUCUCUGAAUUUCCUGACAGAUUUGGCAGCUGUGUACCACAUACUACCCGACAACGGAGAGAGAACGAAGUUGAUGCCCGUGACUACCAUUUUGUUGCAUCUCGAGAGCAAAUGGAGCGAGACAUUCAAAACCAUCUUUUCAUUGAAGCUGGCCAGUACAAUGACAAUCUUUACGGAACUAGUGUUGCAUCAGUGAAGGAAGUUGCAGAAAAGGGCAAACACUGCAUUUUGGACGUCAGUGGUAACGCAAUCAAGCGGCUACAAGUAGCAGGAUUAUAUCCAAUCGCAGUUUUCAUCAAACCCAAAUCCGUGGAAUCUAUAAUGGAGAUGAAUAAAAGGAUCACAGAGGACCAAGCUAGAAAAACUCAUGAAAGAGCAAUGAAACUUGAGCAAGAAUUUGGAGAGUAUUUCACAUCUGUCGUACAAGGAGACACGGCUGAUGAAAUCUAUGCAAAGGUCAAAGAAGUGAUCCGUGACCAGUCAGGACCAACAAUAUGGGUGCCAGCCAAGGAAAAACUCUGAAAUUCAUCUUUUAUGAUUAUCUAAAUUGGAAAAGAUUGAAAACAACAUGCAAAGCAAAGCAAAAUUUUCAAUAACAAUAUACAUGCAUAUAUGUAUAUAUAUAUAUAUAUAUACAUAUAUAUAUAUACAUAUAUAUAUAUAUACAUAUAUAUAUAUAUAUAUAUAU